AUGAUCGAUAUUUUGCAGCCAUACGCUGUUAACAAACUGUUACCAGGCACCUCCUCCACUCUCACUACAGCGGGGGAAAACCUUUAUCUUUAUUUCUUUCACUUUCUCUCUCUUCUGGUCUUUAGCUAUCCCCCCCCUCUCCGUCACUCCUUGUUCUCUCUAUCCGCUUCUACGCCACUCUCCUUUUCUCUCAAACCUUACAUCUGUCACGGUUUCUCCUUGGCCUUAAAGAGACAAGCCGCCUCCGCGGAAGAAUGGAGUUCAGUUUGCAAAGCAACAGAUGAAUGUCACUCUGGUAUCUGGCUGACAAUCCUCUUUUCCUCUGACUACAACAACCUCUGCCGACUGACAUUGGCGCCCAACAAACAGGAUCUAUCUAUCUAUCUAUCUAUCUAUCUAUCUAUCUAUCUAUCUAUCUAUCUAUCUAUCUACUGGGUUCGAGUGACGUCAGUGUUAUUUUCGUUUUUGCUUAAUUUACACGACAAUCUAUCUAUCUAUCUAUCUAUCUAUCUAUCUAUCUAUCUAUCUAUCUAUCUAUCUAUCUUAGUCUUUCUUAUUCUUCCUUCUCCUCCUCUUUCUUCCUCCUCUUCCUCCUCCUCGUUCUUCUUCUUCUUCCUCCUCCUUACUCCUCCUUCCUCCUCUUCCUUCUUCUCGUUCCUCCUCCUCCUUCUUCCACUUCCCCAUUCCUCUCGUUCUUCUUCUUCGACAAUCUCUUCCUUCUUCCUCCUACGCCGCUUCCUUCUUUCUCCUCUUACUAGUUCUUCUUCCUCCUUUCUCCUCCUCCUCCUUCUUCCUAUUUUUUUCCUCCUCCUCCUACUUUUUCCUCCUCUUCUUCCACCUCCUCCUCUUUCUCCUUCUUCUUCUUCUGGUUCUUCUUCUUCAUCUUCCUCGUUCUUCUUCUCUUUCCUCCUCCUCCUUCCUCCUCUUCGUUCUUCUUUUUCUUCUUGCUUCUCCUCCUCCACUUCUUCCUCCUCUCUCUCCUCCUCUUCUACCUUUUUUCCUCCUCCUUCUCCUCCUUCUUCUUCUUCUUCUUUACAAAAGUCACAUUAG
This is a messenger RNA of Acanthosepion pharaonis, 1050 nucleotides long. Lineage: Eukaryota; Metazoa; Mollusca; Cephalopoda; Sepiida; Sepiidae. The record is from the annotation of a GenBank genome assembly.